Messenger RNA from Petromyzon marinus (sea lamprey), 6685 nucleotides. It is a transcript of the gene BMAL1, whose product is annotated as basic helix-loop-helix ARNT like 1. Gene Ontology annotation, biological process: regulation of DNA-templated transcription. The record is from RefSeq and is a predicted model, not a curated record. Gene Ontology annotation, molecular function: protein dimerization activity; DNA-binding transcription factor activity. Gene Ontology annotation, cellular component: nucleus; transcription regulator complex; cytoplasm. Lineage: Eukaryota; Metazoa; Chordata; Hyperoartia; Petromyzontiformes; Petromyzontidae.
GCUAUGUAGAAGUUAGUUUUCAAUAUAGAUUGUUUAAAAGUGCAGAGCUACAGUGGCUUCCUAAUAUCGGAAGGAAGAGAUACCAGUACCAGAACAAUGCCACCUCAAUGUCUCUACACCGUGCUUCAGAGAUACCAGCACCAGAACAAUGCCACCUCAAUGUCUCUACACCGUGCAUCAGAGAUACCAGCACCAGAACAAUGCCAUCUCAAUGUCUCUACACCAUGCUUCAGAGAUACCAGCACCAGAACAAUGCCAUCUCAAUGUCUCUACACCGUGAUUCAGAGAUACCAGUACCAGAACAAUGCCAUCUCAAUGUCUCUACACCGUGAUUCAGAGAUACCAACACCAGGACAAUGCCAUCUCAGUGUCUCUACACCGUGCUUCAGAGAUACCAGUACCAGAACAAUGCCAUCUCAAUAUCUCUACACCGUGCUUCAGAGAUACCCGCACCAGGACAAUACCAUCUCAAUGUCUCUACACCGUGUUUCAGAGAUACCAGCACCAGAACAAUGCCAUCUCAAUAUCUCUACACCGUGCUUCAGAGAUACCAGUACCAGGACAAUACCAUCUCAAUGUCUCUACACCGUGCUUCAGAGAUACCAGCACCAGGACAAUACCAUCUCAAUGUCUCUACACCGUGCUUCAGAGAUACCAGUACCAGAAUAAUGCCAUCUCAAUGUCUCUACACCAUGCUUGAGAGAUACCAGUACCAGGGCAAUACCAUCUCAAUGUCUCUACACCAUGCUUCAGAGAUACCAGUACCAUGACAAUACCAUCUCAAUGUCUCUACACCGUGCUUCAGAGAUAUCAGUACCAGAACAAUGCCAUCUCAAUGUCUCUACACCAUGCUUCAGAGAUACCAGUACCAGAACAAUGCCACCUCAAUGUCUCUACACCAUGCUUCAGAGAUACCAGCACCAGGACAAUGCCAUCUCAAUGUCUCUACACCGUGCUUCAGAGAUACCAGCACCAGAACAAUACCAUCUCAAUGUCUCUACACCGUGCUUCAGAGAUACCAGCACCAGGACAAUACCAUCUCAAUGUCUCUACACCGUGCUUCAGAGAUACCAGUACCAGAACAAUGCCACCUCAAUGUCUCUACACCGUGUUUCAGAGAUACCAGCACCAGGACAAUGCCAUCUCAAUGUCUCUACACCGUGCUUCAGAGAUACCAGCACCAGGACAAUGCCAUCUCAAUAUUUCUACACCGUGCUUCAGAGAUACCAGCACCAUGACAAUGCCAUCUCAAUGUCUCUACACCGUGAUUCAGAGAUACAAGCACUAUGACAAUGCCAUCUCAAUAUCUCUACACCGUGCUUCAGAGAUACCAGCACCAUGACAAUGCCAUCUCAAUGUCUCUACACCGUGCUUCAGAGAUACCAGCACCAUGACAAUGCCAUCUCAAUGUCUCUACACCAUGCUUCAGAGAUACCAGUACCAGAACAAUGCCACCUCAAUGUCUCUACACCAUGCUUCAGAGAUACCAGCACCAGGACAAUGCCAUCUCAAUGUCUCUACACCGUGCUUCAGAGAUACCAGCACCAGAACAAUACCAUCUCAAUGUCUCUACACCGUGCUUCAGAGAUACCAGCACCAGGACAAUACCAUCUCAAUGUCUCUACACCGUGCUUCAGAGAUACCAGUACCAGAACAAUGCCACCUCAAUGUCUCUACACCGUGUUUCAGAGAUACCAGCACCAGGACAAUGCCAUCUCAAUGUCUCUACACCGUGCUUCAGAGAUACCAGCACCAGGACAAUGCCAUCUCAAUAUUUCUACACCGUGCUUCAGAGAUACCAGCACCAUGACAAUGCCAUCUCAAUGUCUCUACACCGUGAUUCAGAGAUACAAGCACUAUGACAAUGCCAUCUCAAUAUCUCUACACCGUGCUUCAGAGAUACCAGCACCAUGACAAUGCCAUCUCAAUGUCUCUACACCGUGCUUCAGAGAUACCAGCACCAUGACAAUGCCAUCUCAAUGUCUCUACACCGUGAUUCAGAGAUACAAGCACCAGAACAAUGCCAUCUCAAUGUCUCUACACCGUGAUUCAGAGAUACCAGCACCAGAACAAUACCGUUUCAAUGUCUCUACACCGUGAUUCAGAGAUACAAGCACCAGAACAAUGCCAUCUCAAUGUCUCUACACCGUGCUUCAGAGAUACCAGCACCAGAACAAUACCGUUUCAAUGUCUCUACACCGUGCUUCAGAGAUACCAGCACCAGGACAAUGCCAUCUCAAAUUCUCUACACCGUGCUUCAGAGAUACCUGAGGGCCACAGAAGCGCGUCUGAAAGGGCGCGAUGACGACGCAGCCGACGAUGAAAAAGCCUCACGUUGGGCUAAUUGCAGACGCGUCGGUGCCGCGAGGGUUCCUGCGGUGAACGCGUGGACGAACUCCUGCGAUGGGGGGGGGGGCCUUUAAACCGUCGCCGAUUCCUCGCUCCGCGCGCCGGCCCCACUGCUACUGCCACCAGCACAGUGAAGUGUUGACACGUUAAGCCCUGCCCCACAUACAAGUAGGUCAAAUCCAUCCCUGCUAGUCGGCGAGCGCCUCCCUCCCAACCCAGCCUGCACACCCCCACCGCAACCCACUCUCCCGUCUCUCGCUCGCUCGCUCGAUCCCUCUCUCGCUCCCUCUCUCUCUCUCGCUGCUUUGCGCGUCUAAUUUUACCCGUAGGGUCGUGCGUCACGGCACAUAGCACGCGCCCUAUUGGCAUCAUCGGCGCGCAAACUCGCUCCUUGUUUUCGCUCCGGCUAUAAAAAAAAAAUACAACUCCACAACCUCCCCAUCCACCCACCCAAACCGAGCAGUGGCCGCCGUUGCUGCCGCUUGCGGGGCGGGCAUUUAACAGCGGCCGACGGAGAGGAGAACGCGGUGGCUUUGGCUGCGAAGGUGGUUGCGGUAACGCGCGCGCGCGCACGCACGCACGCGAUGUCCUUCGCGACGCAGCCGGCGUUCAUCCCCGACUCGUUUCACGAAGAUGAAGCGAUGGCGGACCAGCGCAUGGACAUCAGCUCAACGAUGAGCGAGUUCCUGGCGCCUGGCUCCUCGGGGCUGAUGCCCCGCACGCUCAGCAGCGCCGCCCUCGACUUCAACCGCAAGCGGCGCGGCAGCUCCCCCGACUACGACCUGGAUGGCUUUUCAUUCGAGGACUGCAUGGACACGGACAGAGACGACCAACUCAACAGAGUGGAAGGCACGGAUCAGCAGUGCAGAAACAAAUACUCCAAGGAGGCUCACAGUCAGAUCGAGAAGCGGCGGCGGGACAAGAUGAACAGCUACAUCGACGAGCUGGCGUCCAUGGUGCCCACGUGCAGCGCCAUGUCGCGCAAGCUGGACAAGCUCACGGUGCUGCGCAUGGCGGUGCAGCACAUGAAGACGCUGCGCGGCGCCACUAACGUGUACACGGAGGCCAACUACAAACCGGCGUUUCUGUCCGACGACGAGCUCAAAAAUCUGAUCCUGCGGGCCUCCGAGGGGUUCCUCUUCGUGGUCGGAUGUGAUCGUGGGAAAAUCCUCUUCGUCUCAGAGUCGGUCUCCAAGAUCCUAAACUUCGGCCAGAAUGACCUGAUUGGGCAGAGUCUCUUUGACUACCUUCAUCCCAAGGACAUUGCCAAGGUGAAGGAACAGCUGUCCUCGUCAGACACGGCUCCUAGGGAGAGGCUUAUAGACGCUAAGACGGGCUUGCCGGUGAAGACGGACGUGCUGGCGAGACCCAGCCGCCUGUGCUCGGGCGCCCGGCGAGCCUUCUUCUGCCGCAUGAAGAGCAACCAGCCGGCGCUCGUCAAGUCGGAGGAGAAGGAUUUCUCCUCCAGCUGCUCCAAGAAGAAGAACGACCGCAAGAACUUCUGCACGAUCCACUGCACGGGCUACCUCAAGAGCUGGCCGCCCACCAAGAUGGGCCUGGAGGAGGAGGGCGAGAGCUCGGACAACGAGGGCUGCAACCUCAGCUGCCUCGUGGCAAUCGGCCGCCUGCACCCGCACGUGACGGCGCACGCCCCUCCCGCCUUGGCCGCGGCGGGCACCGGCGGCGCGGCGCCACCACCGUCGCACCAGCUGGGCGCGGGGACCCUGAACCCCGCCUCCGCCCAGCACCAACACCAACACCAGCACCACCAGCACCAGCAGCACCACCAGCAGAACCACAUCCGUGUGCGACCCGCCGAGUUCGUGUCGCGCCACGCCGUCGACGGCAAGUUCACCUUCGUCGACCAGAGGGCGACGGCGAUCCUGGGCUACCUGCCACAGGAGCUGCUGGGCACCUCGUGCUACGAGUACUUCCACCAGGACGACCUCGUGCACCUGGCCGAGUCUCACCGCCUGGUGCUGCAGUCCGGAGACCGCAUCGCCACCAACCUGUACCGCUUCCGCUGCAAGGACGGCUUCUUUGCCACGCUGCGCAGCCUCUGGUUCAGCUUCAUGAACCCGUGGACCAAAGACGUGGAGUACAUCGUGUCCACCAACACGCUCAUCGCCGUGAGUUUGUCAGAAAUGGGCUCGGCGAGCCCCGGCCUGGCCCAGCUGAGCCCCACCUCCACGCUGGGCUCUCAGCGCCGUGGCGGCGGCGGGGACGACCGGGCGGAUGGUGCCACCGGGGGCGGCACCGGGGGGGGCCGCCCGGGCCCCGUGUCCGCGGGGUUCGCGCCCCUCACGGGGCUCGGUCCGGGGAACGGCGGCUGCGGCUCCUCCGUCAGCCGCCCGGUUUCCGCUCGCUCCUCCUCCUCCUCCGUGGGAAUUAAACGCAGCAUUCCCGGUAUUCCGGGCUUGCCGGGCGGCACCAGGCCCGGAGCCGGAAAACUUGGCCGGAUCAUCGCCGACGAGUUCAUGGAGACCACCCACAGGUCGCGAUCCUCUCCGUCCAGCUGCGGCUCCAGCCCCCUCCAGCUCACCACCCCUCCGCCGUCCGAUGCCAUGUCACCCGGAAACCGCAAGGGUUCAGCACUGGCCAUGCAGUCUCCUUCAAACUCGAUGAAUGGAGCCGAAAGCAGCAACCCUUACAGUGGUGGCCCCAUCAGUGACAACCCCUCGCUGGACCUGUACCUCAUGGACGGCUCGAGCAGCCCCAGCAACGACGAGGCGGCCAUGGCGGUCAUCAUGAGCCUGCUGGAGGCAGACGCCGGCCUAGGGGGUCCCGUGGACUUCAGCGACUUGCCCUGGCCGCUGUGAACACAGCUGCUGCUGCUGCUGCUGCAAUUGCUCCCACAGUUGCUGCUGCUCCUGGAGCUGCUGCUGCUCCUUCAGUUGCUGCUGCUCCUGGAACUGCUGCUGCUGCUGCUGCUCCUACUACAGUCGCUUCUACAGCUGCUGCUGCACCUACAGUUGCUGCUGCUCUACGGCUGAUCCUGCAGCUACUGCUCCUACUGUUGCUGGUGCUCUAGAGCUGCUGCGCCUACAGCUGCUGCUCCUGCUCCUACAGUUGCUGCUGCUCUACAUCUGCUGCUCCUACAGUUGCUGGUGCUCUAUAGCUGCCGCACCUACAGUUGCUCCUAUGGCUGCUGCUGCUCCUACAGCUGCUCCGAUAUUUGCUGCUGCUCCUGCAGCUGUGCCUACAGCUGCUGCUGCUGCUGUUCCUAGUUCCUCCUACAGCUGCUGCUGCUCCUACGGUUGCUGCUGCUUCUACAGCCGCUCCUACAGCAGCUAAGACGAGAGGACCACACCGCAGUACUUCAGGAACUGCUGAAAGUUUUUGCAUAAAGCACAAAGGCCGAGUGCUUUUUGUAGACGUCGCUGCACGUUUUUUUUUUUGAAAGCCUUCUGGGUUUUCCAGCCUGCGCUACAUUUCUGUAACAACGGGGGCUGUCUCGCCAUUUACACAUUCGGUUAACUUGGGCUGCCGCGCUAAACCCCCGAGCGUACACCAAUUCCCCGAGUGUCAAAUUCUAUCAUCGUCCGAGCCAUCUGGAGAAAAGCUGCCACAGUGACGCUGCCUCGGUUCGUACACCGGGCGCGCAAACCAGAGGUCGCGGCAGUUGAAGGAGCGGGAAAUCGUUCCUGGAAUCCCCCUUCCGCUGGCUCCGUCCACCCAGUGGUUUAAAACAUCUACGCCGCAGUUAGUCCAUCGGUAGGUUGCGUGCGAUCUGGAAAAAGUGUGGGCACGCCCAGAGCCGUCCCGACGGUACACGGCGAAUCGGGGCGACUGCCCCGGGCCCUGCGAUUUGGGGCUGCCCCCUCGCGCUUCGACGUCACGGCGUCAGACUUAAUACUUCCGGUGUAGUUUGAAGGUGUCGGGGGUGGGGGGUGGGCCCGCACACACCACCAACCCUAUGGACGGGCCCUGGGUAAGCCCCACUUCGUCAGUUACUCUGGAAAAGCGUUAGUUAUUUAUUGUGACAUUAUUUGGUGUAUCUUGUCCGGAAAAAAAAAAAAGUAUUAUUUUAAGUCGAGCAGCGACAAUCACGGCGUGACGAUAAUCGUGAAAAUCCGGACGAUAUGAAUGUCGUGGCUGCUGAUAAAGAUGCACUCCCACAAGGCCAUGUGGCCAAUGGAUUGUGGGAAGGAGGUGUUAUUUAUUUAGUGACGAACGGCCAGUUUUGAGGGCUUAAUGAACGAGGGGCGGGAGAAUCAGAAAAUGUAUUUAUACUGGAGGAAGGAUAGCGGUGGUGAUAAGUGGUGGUGGUCAACUUAGGGGAGCGGUAUUGUAGCGGUUGGCACGUUGCGCUACGAACCCGGCGACCCGAGUUCGU